Myripristis murdjan (pinecone soldierfish) is the source of this 1440-nucleotide messenger RNA. RefSeq lists its product as uncharacterized. Bases 206 to 862 code for a protein of 218 amino acids. NCBI's taxonomy places the organism in Eukaryota, Metazoa, Chordata, Actinopteri, Holocentriformes, Holocentridae. The transcript is spliced from 5 exons. The record is from RefSeq and is a predicted model, not a curated record.
UUGACACUGACGUUGCCAUGGUACCCACUUUGGCACCUCUUGGAGACUACAGGGCGAGAUUUUACAUUUUAUCAUCUUGGUUUAUGAACACAGGAAGAUGAAGAUUACUCCUCUCAUCCAUUUAUCAAAUUAUUUAUCAAACGUCAGGUGAGGAGGCCGGGGAAAACAGCACGCAGGUCUUAUAGGUGAAUUUGUAUUUGAAAUAAUGCCAGCAACGAAAGUUGUCAAGACCAAACCAGUGGAGACGACCACAAAACUGGCGUUAGUGGAGAAAAGUAAAGCGGUGAAGAUGAAGACGACCAACAAAGCGGAGGCCGAGCUCAGAGUGCCCGCCGUGCGUCCGAGCCGCGCAUCGAGCUGCCCAAGAUGUCCGCAGGGCAACAGGUGCGAGGGCACCAAGGCGCAGGUGACUUCUAAAAGCAAGUGUGAAAGGAGAUCCAGAUCCACCUGCACGGCUCCCAGGCCGGCAGGAGACUGUCCCGAAGCAGCGCUGAGGAGGUGCAGCCCCGUGAAACAGCCCGGCGGCCCCUCCAGGACCGGGGAUCCGGCCGCUCCGGGUCACCGGGAGCAGCGGACACCCAGAGCCGGGCUGCAGUGUCCGCAUCAGAGGCACGAAGCUUUUACAGUCAUCCCCCCGAACCCCAAGAAGAGAAAGGAGAUCCAGAAAAAGGCGGAGGCGGAGCUCGCUGCACUGGAGGAGCUGAAGCUGAGCAGAGCCAUGGCUUAUGUUUCCAUCAACCCCAGCAGUGUUGGUGGCUGUAUGAGUCUGGAGGAAGUGCGGUUGAAGCAGCAGCAGGAAAUGCUGCAGGCCCGGAGGAAACAGGUGAAAAAGCAGGUGAGGCAGCCCGUCCCGCUGAGAUGAGCCUGUCCUCUCCUCUCCUGACCAGCAGAGGCACGUCUGUGCAUCAACAGACGAAUCACUGGGAACACUGGGAACACUGUGGAGCCUGCACACCGCUGUCUGACCGAGGGAGAGGAUGUCAGAGGAAUUACAAAAAAAAAAAAAAAAAAAAAGCAAAGAAAGAGAAAUCCAUUUUGCCAGUGGUUUGUUCCCUUGGAAAGCUGCUUUCUGGUUUAUUCUUAUUUUAAUGUGCCGACUGACCAUCCAGUCAGAAGAACAGGAAUUCUCCUCCGGGACACAACAACUUUACUUUUUGAUUUGAUUUGAAAACUUUAUUGUCCCCAAAGGGCAAUUUGGUGUCAUAUUCAUGUAUUUUUUUUUUUUAAUAUUAGGCAUGUCUCUGUCAGCUGGUGCUUGAAUCUAGGUUUGCCACCAUAAAGUGUAUAAUCUCUUAAAAAAAACAUGUAGAAACUAAAUUACUCACUAAAUUCAUUGCAGAGAAAUGUGAGCAAGAUGCAGACAGUCACUACAAAUGACCUUGUAUUCUCCUUUAAUUGUUCUUAACUGCAUAUACAGGCAAUAAAAGACAAUUAAUUAUC